AACAGGUUAAAUUAUUAUAGCAAUUCGUCGUCUGUUGAAUUCGCCGCGUAGGCGAUUCUGGGAAGAACAGGCAAAUCCCACCUCAAAUAGCUGCUUCUCAAGCUAACAGUGGGGCGUCCGAGAGUAGGCGCACCAUCCACGGCUGUACCGAUUAUGCCGGCUCGCCAAACAAUAGUAAUCGUCUCUGUAGUCUCUUUACUUCUGCUGUAUCUUUUUGUCCAUCAUACCACAUCAUCUCACAAACCGUCUGUACCCAAUGUACCAUCUCGUGGCGCCGGUGAAGCGGCCUACAGGCAAAGGCUAGUAGCUGUUGGAGAUCUACAUGGCGACAUUGACAAUGCCAAGAAGACCCUUCAAAUGGCCCGGAUAAUUGACGACGACUCCAAAUGGGUUGCUAGCACAGACAUCCUCGUUCAAACAGGAGACAUUGUAGACCGCGGAGCUUACGCAGAUGACAUUUAUCGAUUGAUGCAGUCAUUGAGAGGCCAAGCUGCAAGUCAAGGAGGCAAGGUUGUCAGUAUACUAGGCAACCACGAGGUGAUGAACGCCAUAGGAGAUUGGAGGUACGUAACCAAGGGCGACAUUGCCAGAUUUGGGGGCACGAAAUCCAGGCAGCAUGCUUUAUCAGCCGAAGGAUGGCUGGGACAGGAAUGGCUGGCAAAUUAUUCGACAACAGCACUCGUCCCCAUUUCACCUUAUCCGUCUUCGCCUACAUUUUCUUUCACUCAUGGAUCCCUUCGUCCUUCAUAUGCGAAUCUCACUCCCUAUCCUGCAGCCAUAAAUGAUCUCGGUCAUUCCCUUUUGACCAAAGCGCUCACGCCUCCUAUGGCGCCACCAUACCCUCCCAACCCUUACUCCGGAUUGCCCAAGGGUACAACGCACGAAGAAGCCGAUUUGUAUGCUGAGGGUGGACCGUUGUGGUGGAGAGGUUUAGCUGAAAGGGAGGAAGCGCAAGUAUGUGAGUGGGCGAAGAAUUUGAAGCAAAAGAUUGGUGCAAGGAGGAUAAUUGGGGGUCACACACCCAACUUUGAAAAGAUUGUGGCAAGAUGUAAUGCGUCCGUCAUUAUCAUCGACACUGGUAUCUCUUCGGCAUAUGGGGGGGUUCUCUCCGCCCUUGAGAUCGUUUACACGUUAACACCGGUUGAUCGUCGUGGACGAGACCACAGUCAAGAUCCUCUUUUGCUUUCUACCAGUAGCGAGUCCAUAGCAGGUUUGAAGGGACGAUUCGUUGAAAGAGAGGAAGUUCAUGCCAUCUAUGAACAUUCAAGAAAGUGGCUGGCUCUUGAAGAGAGGGAAGUUGUGCUGGAUUAAACCAUCUAUCUAUAUUGGACUUGCAUAUUGCAUCGAGUCGACUAUGUAUAUCAUAUUCACUCC
This is a messenger RNA of Cryptococcus deneoformans JEC21, 1374 nucleotides long. RefSeq lists its product as hypothetical. The transcript is spliced from 5 exons. NCBI's taxonomy places the organism in Eukaryota, Fungi, Basidiomycota, Tremellomycetes, Tremellales, Cryptococcaceae. Gene Ontology annotation, molecular function: hydrolase activity. The record is from RefSeq and is a predicted model, not a curated record. Bases 154 to 1311 code for a protein of 385 amino acids.